Messenger RNA from Schistosoma spindalis, 306 nucleotides. The record is from the annotation of a GenBank genome assembly. NCBI's taxonomy places the organism in Eukaryota, Metazoa, Platyhelminthes, Trematoda, Strigeidida, Schistosomatidae.
AUGAGACCUAAAUACUACUUUUUCUCAAAAAAUCAUCUCUUCUUUGCAAUAAUCAUCCUAGGAGUUAUACAAAUUGCUUAUUCACAAAAAGAUUUGGAAAUUUUCCGCUUUCAAAUUGCUCAGUGUUCAACAAUGGCAACAUCACUAAGUGCAAACCUAAGCUACUGUUUAUUUUGCGUUCAAAAUUAUAAAGAAGAAUGUAAUAAUUUAUGUGCCUCCCGAGAAGAGGAUCAAGAAAUCUGUAGUCGAAUAUGUUGGCGCUUUGCUAAAUACGGUACUUUUUCAUGUAAAAACAAUGUUGGCUAG